Aspergillus heteromorphus CBS 117.55 is the source of this 1818-nucleotide messenger RNA. RefSeq lists its product as uncharacterized. NCBI's taxonomy places the organism in Eukaryota, Fungi, Ascomycota, Eurotiomycetes, Eurotiales, Aspergillaceae. The coding region runs from base 1 to 1818 and encodes 605 amino acids. The transcript is spliced from 3 exons. The record is from RefSeq and is a predicted model, not a curated record.
AUGUUCAACCGAUCCAUGACCUGCAGAAAAGGAGGGGCGUGGACAAAGGUCGCCAUCUUCAUCUCUCUCUAUGCCCUGCUUCUGGAGAGUCUCACGCAAUGGGCCAUCGUGCUCUACCUAUACGCGGUGCGACGCGUCGACGCGAAAAUGACGCCGAGCUUAAUUAUCGCUCUCGUUGCGUCAUUCUUGACGGUACCUUUAGUUGCUCUUCACAGUCUUCUGGCGUGGCAGUAUAACAGAAUCAUAGGAUUCGCGGGGCAGAAAGCCUUCCUGCAUGCUGCUUGCACCUAUAUCUUACGGCUGACGAUCCUUGUCUGGGUAGCUGCUAGUGCAGCAGGCUUGGUUCUGGUUGCACAGCAGACCCUUUGUCUCGCUGAUGAUGGUGCUGGUAACUUCUGGAAAAUUGGUAUCAGCUGCGUCCUUCAUCGGGUGUCUGUGAUUGUCUCCAUUGUGUCCUUCAUGACCGUGAGCUUGUUCUUUUGCUCGAGAGAGCUCUGCGAGCGGCCAUAUGAUGUAUCACUGCUCGGUGUAUACAGACAAGGGCUUCUAAAUUGCGACGGUAGCAUCCUUUCUGGCUCGAGUCUGGAAAGCGAAAACAGCCUGAAGAACGACAUAUACCAUGUCUGUCGCCGACCGGACAUUACGUACGGGAGAGAUAUGUAUCAGCCAUCAGGUUACGAUGCGUAUCGCAAAUCCGCAAUUCUCCAGCAGCCGAUAGGUGCAUACAUGAAGCCUCAUUUGAAGCUAGAUACGCGAUAUGAAGGCGACAACGAGACGCUACUGUCAGGAACAACCCUCUCGCCCACGGGCACGUACUCAAAAAAGUCCUUCGGGGACACGACCAGCUCUGAUAUCCAUUCAUAUGUCUCUCGCACACCUACGAAGGACACAUCAAAGUCUACCUACGAGCCUUAUCGCCCAGCUGCCGCUAAAGAGCUACCAGGGACAUCGUCCAAGUCCGGGCAUAAAAGACACAAAUCGUCCGUGUCGUCCCUUCGCCGGUUUCUCCCCAAAGUGUUCGCGCUCCCACUCCCACUGUCGGCGGACCCUCAGAUCCGUGCCCUCGCCGACCCCAACACCCCCACGGAUGUUGAAAAGCAGGCAGUGGAAGUGGAGAGACCACCGACGCCUAAGAGAGAAUACGCUCCGGGACACCCGUUGGCUUCAGCUCCAGUUGAGAGGCCACCACCGGCCAUAACAGCCGGGGCCCAAUCAAACCAAUUCAACGACACCAGGCGACGUACUAUGACAAUGAACUCAGGCGAUGCUCCCGAAGUCGUCUUGCCAGAGUCACUCAACGUGCACCGAUCCAACACCUCAUACACAGCUCCAAUCCCACGAACAUACAGCAAUCCUCACCAGACAACAUUUCAUCCCUUACCACCCCCUCCAACAGCCCGGCCUCCGCAGAAUCCCCUCUACCGAGGGCAUCCAGCAGAGCUCGAUCAAACCACUCUCAUAAACACCAGACACAAUAGCGGUCGACAAAGCCAGCUGUACCGGUUCGAACCGAACCAAAUACCACGGUACACCCAGAGCCAGUACACUCCGCAGCAGACGCGCCAGGGCCGUCGAACCUACAACGACCCCCAUCGACGGAUGGCCUCGCUGGCACGCAGAAACGACGUCGAGAUCGUCUACUCAAGUACAAGACGCCCCCGCAGCAACACCUGUGGCGGCAUUGGCUCCGCCAUCUCCAGCCCCCUCGACUGCAUCCGCGAGACCGGGACAUCCGUCGACGAGACCCGGGCGAAUGUGUUCUCCGAUGCGAACACCUACCGAGGCACCAAUCGAACAAGCAGUGGGCAUUAUUACUAG